This is a messenger RNA of Trichomycterus rosablanca, 4029 nucleotides long. RefSeq lists its product as uncharacterized. The record is from RefSeq and is a predicted model, not a curated record. Lineage: Eukaryota; Metazoa; Chordata; Actinopteri; Siluriformes; Trichomycteridae. Gene Ontology annotation, biological process: regulation of transcription by RNA polymerase II. The transcript is spliced from 24 exons. Bases 1 to 2703 code for a protein of 900 amino acids. Gene Ontology annotation, molecular function: DNA-binding transcription factor activity, RNA polymerase II-specific; protein binding; DNA binding. Gene Ontology annotation, cellular component: nucleus.
AUGGAUCCUCUGGAUUGUCGAACAGAUGAAGAGCUUAGUGACUUGUUUCACUGUAAGAAGACAGAGAUUUCUUGUAUGGAGGAACCACAAGCCUUCCUCAACCAGCUCUGGAAGCACAAUCUGGUACCAGAAGAUCUCUACCAGAAAGUGAUGAAGAUGAGGACUACAGAGAGAAGGCAGGAAGUUGUCUAUCAAAUUCUGGGCCAGCUGGAGAAGAAGCUAGGGCAUAGUGUGAGGUUGUUUUGGAGAUGUGUGUUUCAGGAUCACAUGCUGCAGAAAUAUCCUAUUUUGCACUUGAUUUGGAACAGUCUUAAGGAGGGUUCCUUUAGGAUUUACAAGCAGAUUCCUGAUGCACUAGAUGAACCAAACAGGAAAGAAUCAGUCCAGAAAGAAGAAAAGACAGGAAAGGAAAUCAAAACAGGACAAAAAAGAAAGAAAAGCAUUGAGAGGACAGAUGCGGAACAACCAGGUCCUUCAUCUAGCUUCCCCCCUCAACAGAAGAAACCAGCAUCACUAUUUAAGAAAGAAGAGAAACAAGAUGAUUGGAGUUCAAUACGCUUUAAAAAACAGCUUCCUGUUACAUGUGGCAAAAAGGAAGGCAUACUGCAUAAAGAGAAACUGGCGAGAGGUGACAAGUGUAUUCUGUCUAAGGAAAGCUGGUUUACCCCGGGUGGUUUUGAGGAGUUUGCAGGAAGGGGGAGCAGCAAGAACUGGAAACUCAGCAUCCGCUGCUACAAUACUUCCCUGCUGAAACUUAUAAAGGAAGGGUACCUGGAAGCGCCACCUGCAAAGAAGUCUGGUGUUCGGAAGGAUCAGAAAGUGCAGUUUACUGACACCUCUACAGAAUACUGGCACUCUUCAGGAAGCUCCAGCCCUCAGUCAAUAUCCGACGUGGAGCCGAUACAUUUAAGUGAUGAUGAUCAGGACAAGGUGGGAAAGGAGAAAAUCAGCCUAGAAGAAGAAGAAGAAGAGAGUGAUCCAGAUGAUUUCUCUAUGUUUGAGGCUCCUUCUUUACCAGUCAGUUGUGGUUCUUUUAGUGGGGUCUUGUAUAAAAGCAGAUUUACAGGGCCAAAUAGUAAAAGCAUCCGCACAGAGGAGCGCUGGUUCACCCCUGAGGAGUUUGUAAACCAGGAAUCCACUUUGAUGGAUGUUCACUGGAGGAAAGAUAUACUGUGUCAUGGCAAAACUUUACACUUCCUGGUGAAGAAGAAGAUCCUGUUUGUUCAUUUGCAGAAGUGUUCUUGUAAUUACUGCCAUCUUGAGAAGCCUGAAGGGUACCUGGAAGCUCUGCAUGCAAAGAAGCCUGGUGUUCAGAAGAAAGUGCAGUUUACUGACAGCUCUUCAGGAAGCUCCAGUCAUUUGUUAAUACCUGAUGGGGAGCCGAUAGAAUUAAGUAAAGAUGACCAGGAUGAGGAAGGAAAGAAGAAAAUCAGGCUACAAGAAGAAGAAGAAGAAGAAGAAGAAGAAGAAGAAGAAGAAGAAGAAGAGAGUGAACCAGCAGAUUUGUCUAUGUUUGAGGGACCUUUUUUACCAGUCAGUUGUGGUUCUUUUAGUGGGGUCUUGUAUAAAAGCAGAUUUACAGGGCCAAAUAGUAAAAGCAUCCGCACAGAGGAGCGCUGGUUCACCCCUGAGGAGUUUGUAAACCAGGAAUCCACUUUGAUGGAUGUUCACUGGAGGAAAGAUAUACUGUGUCAUGGCAAAACUUUACACUACCUGGUGAAGAAGAUCCUGUUUGUUCAUUCACUGCUUUGUUCAUGUGAUCACUGCCAUCAUGAGGAGCCUGAUAAUGAUGACGUCUGCUUCAUUUGUGAUACUAUUAGAGAUCUGGUGUGCUGUGACAAGUGUCCUCGUGCAUUUCACUAUAACUGCCAUUUACCAAACCUGCAGAAAAAUACACUUGGGGUUAAUUGGACGUGCACUUUCUGUAUGUGUAAGACUUCUGAAGGACCAAGUCUUCUCAUGAGCAAAGAAGAGUCUUUCAACUUGCCUAUAUCUAAGACCAUUACGCACUGUGAUUAUUUGCUGUUGUGCUUGUAUAAAGAGGAUCAGCUGCAAGUGUUUACUGGAGACCCCACUGCAACAGUGAAAGGGUACAGCAGAUGGAUCUCAAAACCCAUGUGGCUGGACCGAGUGAAGAUCAAGCUGCAGAACAAAGAAUAUAAAACAGUGGGAGAGUUUGUGAAUGACGUCAGACUCAUCUUUCAAAACUGCAGCAAAUUUAAUAUGGAUAAUGAGGUUAGCAGAAUGGGAUCCAGAAUGAACGAGAUCUUCGAACAGGAGUUUCACAAAGUUUUUAACAUCAUCCACGUUGGUCCACACAACGAUUCAAGACAGAUGGAAAAGAGUAACAUCAGCCCAAGCAAUCAUUUGGAUUUUCUAGAAGAUAACAAAAAAAUAUCUAGCAUGAAGGAAGAAGACAACUUCCUCAACAAGCCACAGAACUACAAUCUCGUAUCAGAAGAUCUCUGUCAGAAUGUGACGGGCAAUUCCCAAUUAGAUGACGGAUCAUCCACCUCCAGAACUCAGCUUGGAACACUGGCUACAAAUGAUCUAUACAAAGUCCAGCUGGAGAAAGAAAUUGCAAAGUCUAAUCUUCAGAUUGAGCACAUCAAGCUCCAAUCAAAAAAGACAAGGCUAGAAAUUAGGUUGCUUAAAUAUAAGUUAAAGGGGCAGAAUUUGCGAAAAGACACAGAGAAGCUCUAAUUCAGAAAGUCUCCAAAGUAAUGCCAUAACCGACAGUUUACUAUCAACAACAUAAUAAGCAAUGGAAAGUAUGACAUGAUUAAAAGAGAAAAACCCACAACAACAAAUGAGGACCUUGUAUAAUCAUCCAAACAGAAUUUAUAAAUAUUUUUUUAUAAAAAGAUUUUAUAGAACCCUCAGAAAGAAGCAACUUUUAUUAUUGUCUGAACCGAGUUACAGCUGAUGGUAACACACUGUAACGUUCCAUGUAAGUUUUAUUAUGUGCAAAUACUUAUUUAGCUGCAAUUACAGAAUUGCAUUAUUUAAGAUAUUUGUAAGCACUUUGUUGGUGUGGUGAAGAUAUAAAGGUACAGACCUCUGCUGCACAGUUAAAGGUGCAGGGUUGUAAAAACACAGCACCCCAGCAAUGGCCAAAUAAAUCAUGUACCCACUUUAUUAAUUACAGGAAUACAACAAUAUUAAUGUUAAAAUAUGUUUGAUUACUACAAAUACAUUCUACUAGAGGUCAAAAGGUGUUACUGGUUUUUGUUUCAGGAACAGUUCAAUUACAUCAUUAAAAGUGUGACAAAUGCAGUGCUUUAAAUGAGCAAUUGCUAUUUUAUCUGAUAAUAUAGUUACAUUAUGAAGGUUGUAAUUGCCAUCUUAUUUUAAUAACUGGUUGCAGCACAAUUACUGUAACAACACACUCUAAUUUAAUAUUCUUUCAUGUUAAUUUUUUUUGUCGCUCGUCUUCGGUUCAGGUCAGGCUUUUGAAUAGGUCUUAACUAAACUUAAUUGCUGUUUAUUGAGAUGCUUUGAGGUUUUGGAUCUUUGUUAGCUACAUAACCCAAGUGUGCAUUAUUUUAAGCUUGUAUACCAUAUUUAUAAUGUUUUAAACAUGAAAUAUUGUAUUUAAAACAGGAAGUCAUGGAUUACUGCUUGCUAGUUACAAGACAUGCUGAUCAUCUUCAAACAGUAAAAUUUAAAUAAAAAAAUGCUUGUUACAAAUUCUUCAAAGUAUUUUAGUGGUGCCAAAAAUGUAAAUGGAAAAAUGCUUGUUUCAUAUUGUUUCGAAGUAUUUUAGUGGUGCAGAUAAUUAUGGCACCGCUUUAAUCUGGUCAGGGUCAUGGUGGGUCUGUAUGUAGACACCUGACCUGCUGAUAGCACCGUUUAAAUCUCUGAGGCAGUGGGCUAGCUUAUUUGUGCCACCCGACCAUCACAUGUGGCUUUGUUCAAAAUAAUUCUUUCUUAAUGAGAGAUUUUUGUUCUUUUUUUUGUAGUUUAUCUACUCUUGUGCACCUUUGCUUUGAUGUAUUGCAUUUUUGUACUAUUGUCUGCAUUUUUAUA